Messenger RNA from Cajanus cajan (pigeon pea), 2481 nucleotides. Lineage: Eukaryota; Viridiplantae; Streptophyta; Magnoliopsida; Fabales; Fabaceae. The record is from RefSeq and is a predicted model, not a curated record.
GUAGCAUCGCUCUUCAAAUAAUGUCUCUGCUUCAACUCACGGAUCAGAUAUGUUCCCUCACCAACACCGCCAACUUCCUCCUCAACCGCACUUCCUCCUCUACCAUCCGCAAAACGCAGCUUCUUGGCGUCGUUUUCGAGGACCUGAUUUGCGUUUCCAAUUCCAACUCCGUUUUGUUCCCUUACUUUCUCAUCCUCUGCGCCUCGAGAAAAUGUACAUCGUUCUCCACAAGAUCAAAACGCUAAUUGAAGAUUGCUCCAAUGGAAGAAGCAAGUUCAAUCUGCUCGUGCAAAUCGAAACAGUCGCCGACACCUUCCACGGGCUCACCGGAGAACUUUCCACGCUCCUCGAUGUUUUCCCUCUCCAAGAACUCCACCUAAACGAUGACGUUCAGGAACUCGUUAUCCUCUUGCGGAAACAGUGCUCUGAAUCCAUACCGUUUGUCGGAGCCGAACAGAUUUCUUGUGUUGGUGUUGAUAACAUGUGCAUAAUUGGAGAUGUUGUGAAACGGCAACCGUUAUUAUGUAUUUUGGACGGAGAAAAGAGAAAACAAUUCAUCUCUGCCAAGGGAAUGGAUCCCUUCAACCAAGAAAUCAGUCAUUACAAAUGAGUAUCAAAAUCUGACCCUAUACAGUAUCUGAGUUUCCCUAUAUUUAUAUUUAUCCCUAGGUGCAAAACAAAUUCCCUUCAAUUACUAAUUGUCUAACUCCCUUCCUUUUCCUUCUAGUGUACACACACAUUAAAUAUAUGCAUGCCAUGAAUCCAUUUCUGUGUAGUGCUUAUAUAAUUAUAUUGAUCUGCUAUUGCAUCAUGUUUUGAUGUAAAUACUGCUACAAUUGAUUAAAAAUAGGUCCUAUUGUUCUUACUAGUCAAUUUGGUUAAUGUUGUGAUUGUUGUCCAAUCAAUCACAUACAUUAGUAUCAAAUUUAUUUUCAUCUAAAAACCUGAUGGAAAUAAUAGAUCCCAAGUUUCAACUUCAAGAUAAGAUUGAGGAAAUGAAGCAUGAUAAUUGAUUUCAUAUUCUUGACUUCUUUGAAAUUUUUUUAUAGCUUGAGCAAGGUUCUUUAAUGGGAAUCAACACCUACCACAUAGAACCACCUAAAUGUAUGUGAAGCUUUGGUGGGUUAAGUAGAGUUUUUUAAGCAAGUAACCAUCAAAUACAGUUCUUAGCUUUUGGAAAUCAAGUACAGUGUAGAUGGAAUCGAUAACAUUAAAUAUAAAUGCUAGACUUAUAGUUAGAUGUUGUCUUGAUUUUUUUUAUAAUGUUAAAAGUUAUUACUUUAAUGUAUCUUUAUGUAAUUAUAUUUGGACAAGAAGCAUACAAAACACAUAAAUAUUAUUAUAAUUAUAAGUAGAAUUUACUAAAAUAAGUGAUCCUACACUACAAAAAAGGUAUUGAUUAGUGACAAAAUAUCAAAAUAUUUUGUGAUUCGGUUUAAGUUCCCUUUAAUACGUUUUUAGUCCCUACAUUUUAACAUAAAGCCACAUCACUUUUGGUAAGUGUAGCAACUAAAAAUCUAUUAAUUUUUUUAUAAGAACUAAUAACAAAUUUUUGAGAUAUUUGGAAGAACCAAAAGCAUUUUAUCGCCUUAAUUUUUUUUUUUCUGGUAAUCAUAUACAGUUUGCUAGUGUGCAGUGCUAUGCAAUUCUAUUGCCAUAUUCAGCAUUCGAGCUUAAUUGAAUUUACUUUAGCUUGGUCAUCACUCUGCUUGUUUCAAUUAGCUUGGUCAUCACUAUGCUUGUUUCAAUUUGAAAUAGUUUCUGAAACCAAAACCCAAAAAGUGAACGCAAAAAACCCAUGUUAUAUGCUUCCUAGUUUUGCAAUCUCUUAUGACUGAACUUUUCUAUUCUCAAAAAAAUAAUAUUUAACUAUAAGUAAAUAAAAAAAUUAUGUUGUGUAGUUUGACAGAAAAUGUGAGAAAACUAAAAAAAUGGUUUGCGGCAUAUAUUUUGUAAAGGAUAGACGUUAGAAAAUUCAAUUACUUUGUGGCGGUUUAAAUCACUACAAAAUGCAUUUUAAUGUAUACAGUUUCUGAUGACUUUAAACCGCCACAAAGUUCAUCUAAGUUUUUCUUGAUUUAACAUUUUUGGCAGUUUUAAACCAUCACAAAAUUGCAUUUUUUUUAUCUGCCUCACAUUUUUUGAUAUACAAUUAUGAUGAAACGGCAAACCACAAAUACUCAGUAUCUUUCCCUUUAAUCUCUUUCAAUUGCAGAAUCUUAGCACAAUUGUUCAUUCUUUAUUCUUUAUGUUUGUGUGUAUGUUAAAAUUACCUUUCCAAGUUAGUUAUUUUGUGUUGGCAAAACUCAUUAUUGGUUUUAUUGCUCAGCAAAAUUGAUCACAAGUUAAGGAAGAACACAAAGUUCAGAACCUUUUGCCAUAGUGUGUACAAGGUGAUGAUCCAUGAGAGGAUCAGUAUAGUUACACUAGGACCCCUGUAGAAGAGGGCAUUGGGUUCUUAAAUCAUCAAAUACUUAACAA